AUGCGCACGCAUAUACUCUACGCCCUUCUCGCUCCCGUCUCUCUCGCCAUACAUACCCUCCAUUCCGCUGACUUUAAUAUCGCUGUCGACGACACAACCGGCGCUGUCCUCUCCAUCUCCUACCCCAACGACAAUGUCAGCAUGAACUGGAUCAGCGGACCCCGCAACGCACCCUGGCAACCACAAGGCAGCCGCUGGGGACUGGGAUACGCGGACGUGACGACAACGUACCAUGCCGAAACGUUGAAGUUGACCGUCACGAGGGAGGUCAAGCACUCCGGUUCGUUUGAAGAAUGUUACGCGUUCACUAAUGCCGGCGACGAAGCCCUCAAACUCAACGCUGCCGGGACAAACUCGUUUGCCAUCUAUGCGCCGUUUAACGAUCACUAUACCAACACGACGGAUGUCCUAGAGCAUCGCGCACACGCGCACAUCUGGGUCUCCGGGGGCAGUUCGUCAUGGGUGAAGAUGACGAGGAUGGGGUUACUGGGACCACAUUUGGGUCUUGUGCUGACGGAAGGGAAUUUGGCUGGAUAUAGUGUUGAAUCGAGGAAUACGAUCACGUCCUAG
Messenger RNA from Aspergillus affinis, 570 nucleotides. RefSeq lists its product as uncharacterized. The transcript is spliced from 2 exons. Bases 1 to 570 code for a protein of 189 amino acids. The record is from RefSeq and is a predicted model, not a curated record. Lineage: Eukaryota; Fungi; Ascomycota; Eurotiomycetes; Eurotiales; Aspergillaceae.